UAUUAUCAUUAUAAACUGCAUCCUCAAUGCUCCACUGAUGCUCAUACAUGCUCGCUUCGUUCACCGUCCACUAUCUUGCUUUGCUCUUUGGCUGUGUCAGACCUUCUUGUUGGACUUGUCGUGCAACCAGUUUACAUUCCUACUAAACUCAAGGAAAAUGGUUCUCUGCUGAAAGCGCUGUAUGUAAUGGUGCCCUUCGCAAGUGGUGGGUCGGUUCUUAUAAUGACACUAAUAAGCGUGGAUCGAUUCUUGGCUCUUCAUUAUCACAUGCGAUAUACGAAUUUGAUGACUGCACGUCGUGCCAUAUAUGCAUCUGUGCUUCUUUGGCUCAUCAGCUUUUUGCUAUCAUUAAUUUCGUUUUGGAAAAUGGAUGCUUAUUAUUUUAUCGCAGCUGUGGGUAUCAUCGCUUGCCUCUUAGUUUCUGCUGUCUGCUACAUCAGCAUCUAUUGCAUUGUUAGAAAGCAUCACCUACAGACUCAUGUCCAACAACAGACUGUGAGUCGCAAGCCUGCAAAUUUUAACCAAAACAUGUUACGAUCGAUGAAAUGUGCCAAAAACACUUUUAUAUUUUACAUCGUGAUGGUUCUGUGUUAUAUACCAUGGUUUAUAUCCAUGUUUCUUUCAGCUAUUUUCCCCAAUCAAUGGAUAUAUGCAUUGGUCUUAGCUGAUACUGCAGCGUUUCUGAACUCGUCCAUCAAUCCAUUUUUGUAUUGCUGGCAUCUUCGCAAGCUUCGAGCGGCAGUUGUAAAGACAACAAAGCUAAUGCUAUGUAAAAAGGUCGAAAACUAAUUACAAUUAAGGAAGAUAGUAAAAUUUAAAACUAAUAUAUAACUGAUAUGAAAAAUAAACCCUAGAUCAGUGAUUGGAUCUCUGUCCAAAUCCUCUCAAGAAGACGUUUAUGAUGCAAGGUGCCACUAACUGUCACAGAAGUAGACAGAAGUUGAUUGAGUGAAACCUUUUAAGGUUUAAGCACUUUGAAAAACCUCUCAAGAUGGCCCGACAUGUUUCUUCUUGAUUCAAACACCUGUCAGGGGACUCUUCAUUGUGAUGUCAACAAACAUUUGCUUGAUGAAUUAUUUGUCUUUCAUGACAGUUUCUAAUUGCAGUUUUGUGGUUAAAGCUUUUUUAAGCAUAUCUAUAGCCUCCUUUUAUGUCGGCCAUCUUUGCGCCAUAUGUAAACAAUACAACGCUAGCUAAUCCCCUUCCAAAAGGAAAUUAACAAACACAUGUCACAAGUUCAA
Messenger RNA from Orbicella faveolata, 1241 nucleotides. RefSeq names its product melanocyte-stimulating hormone receptor-like. Gene Ontology annotation, biological process: G protein-coupled receptor signaling pathway. Lineage: Eukaryota; Metazoa; Cnidaria; Anthozoa; Scleractinia; Merulinidae. Gene Ontology annotation, molecular function: G protein-coupled receptor activity. The record is from RefSeq and is a predicted model, not a curated record. Gene Ontology annotation, cellular component: membrane.